AUGGCCAAAAUUCAAAAGCUCAAAUACAUCAAACAAAUGGAUAACAACAGUCAUAAUCGUGACUUGAUAAAGAUGUUCGGUAAAUUAAUUUUAGUAAUACUUCCAUUGGCUAUCGAAACUACUCCUGUUCCUCCAAGACCUUUGGGAUUUAUAUAUGGAGACCAAAGUACAAAUGUUGCGCCAGUCGAGUUCGAUGUCUACAUGGGACCUCUUUGUCCAGACAGCCAAGAUGCCUUACCAACUUUAGUCAAACUUGCAGACCAUUACGGACCGGAAAAGUUAAGACUACGCAUGCAUCUGUUUCCUCUACCGUAUCAUAGAAAUUCAUUCCUGGUUGCUAUGGGAACCCAUUCAGUGGACAAGAUGACCAACGGAAACAUGACAUUUGUCUGGGCACAAAAUGUAUACAGCCAUCUCGAUAUAUUUUAUGAUAAGACUCUCACCGAGGACCAAGUUAUAUUAAAAAUGGUAGAGCUAGCAAAAAGCAUGGGAUUACCGGAAGUUGAAUUCAAACAGCUGACAACAAAUAGUGGAAUCAAUGACGAGUGUCGAGUCGAAUGGAAACAUGGUUGUUCGAGAGGAAUAACUUCAACUCCUACGUUUAUGAUAAAUGACGUAGUAGUAGCAGACGAUGACCAAGCCAACAGGUCAGAAGCUGACUGGAUUAAAAUUAUCGACCCGAUACUGAACCAAGAAUAAAGGAACAGUUGAACAAUUGCGAUAGCGAAUAACAACAUCUUCUUCGUGCAUUGGUGAACAAAUAUCUACAUCUAUUAAACAUUUAGAAAUCUUACAAGGUGACUUUUGUAAAAUUCAUUUGGUAAAAACUAAAUUGUCAUAAAGUUAUUGAUAUUGCUGAG
This is a messenger RNA of Mytilus trossulus (common blue mussel), 860 nucleotides long. RefSeq lists its product as uncharacterized. Lineage: Eukaryota; Metazoa; Mollusca; Bivalvia; Mytilida; Mytilidae. The coding region runs from base 1 to 699 and encodes 232 amino acids. The transcript has 6 exons. The record is from RefSeq and is a predicted model, not a curated record.